Molecule: messenger RNA, 602 nt
Organism: Nothoprocta perdicaria
Lineage: Eukaryota; Metazoa; Chordata; Aves; Tinamiformes; Tinamidae
Gene: ASCL2
Product: achaete-scute family bHLH transcription factor 2
Exons: 1
Molecular function (GO): protein dimerization activity
Source: RefSeq, a predicted model, not a curated record
CUGCGCGAACACGUCCCCAACGGCGCCGCCAACAAGAAGAUGAGCAAGGUGGAGACGCUGCGCUCCGCCGUCGAGUACAUCCGCGCCCUGCAGCGCCUGCUCGCCGAGCACGACGGCGCCGCCGCGCCCGCCGCCUUCCCCGCGCCUCGCGGCGGCGGCUGCGGCUCCGCCUCGCCCUCCUUCGGCUCCUCGGCGCCCGGCUCGCCCUGCUCCUCCGAGGAGAGCGGCUACGAGGCGGCGCUGAGCCCCGACGAGCGGGACCUGCUCGAGCUCACCGGCUGGCUCGGCGCCUACUGACGUCCCGCUGCUCCCAGGAGGACUUAUUUCCCCUAGGAGAAACUGGUUUCCUUGCAGGAGGACUUACUUCCCUACGAGAAACUGGUUUCCUGCCGUUUAUUCCGCAAGGGAACGGACCGGGGAGCCCGAGCUGCCCUUGGCCGGCGCCGGCCCCCGCUGCCCGCCGGGACGGCGCAGCUUAGGUAAAGAAAAGCUCUUUGCAACACUUUGCUACGGGACUGUAACGUUAUCUCGGGGCUUAACUGUGGUGUCCACGUUUGCCUGGUGUGAAGGUUCACGUCUCUUAAAAACUGAAGUUUUUUUCU